Tupaia belangeri chinensis (Chinese tree shrew) is the source of this 3907-nucleotide messenger RNA. RefSeq names its product transmembrane protein 163 (gene TMEM163). Gene Ontology annotation, molecular function: zinc ion binding. The transcript is spliced from 8 exons. The coding region runs from base 226 to 762 and encodes 178 amino acids. Gene Ontology annotation, cellular component: synaptic vesicle membrane. The record is from RefSeq and is a predicted model, not a curated record. NCBI's taxonomy places the organism in Eukaryota, Metazoa, Chordata, Mammalia, Scandentia, Tupaiidae.
CCGACCCCGCCGGGGUCUACGCCCUCCUCUCCGCCGGUCCCCAGCCCUUUCAACGCCCACUGGAAAAGUUUGCGGGAGGCAGCUUAAAAUACAUGCUUACUAGAAAGCAGCACCCGACUGAAACCUCACGAAGCCCAGAACUACAGAAAGAAGGCCUUGUGGGUAUCCUGGUUCUCCAUUAUCGUCACACUGGCCCUUGCGGUGGCUGCCUUUACUGUCUCCGUUAUGAGGUACAGCGCCUCCGCUUUUGGGUUUGCAUUUGAUGCCAUUCUUGAUGUCCUGUCGUCGGCCAUCGUCCUGUGGCGUUACAGCAAUGCAGCUGCUGUGCACUCGGCCCAUAGGGAGUACAUAGCCUGCGUCAUCCUGGGGGUGAUAUUCCUUCUGUCAUCCAUAUGUAUUGUGGUCAAAGCCAUCCAUGAUCUCUCAACGAGGCUACUCCCAGAAGUGGAUGAUUUCCUGUUCAGCGUCUCCAUUUUAAGUGGGAUUCUUUGCAGCAUCCUGGCUGUGUUGAAGUUUAUGCUGGGGAAGGUUCUGACCAGCAGAGCACUCAUAACAGAUGGGUUUAACUCCCUCGUGGGUGGCGUGAUGGGCUUCUCCAUUCUUCUGAGUGCGGAAGUGUUCAAGCACAACGCGGCGGUCUGGUACCUGGAUGGCAGCAUAGGUGUGCUGAUCGGCCUCACCAUAUUUGCCUACGGGGUCAAACUCCUCAUCGACAUGGUGCCGAGGGUGAGGCAGACGCGUCACUACGAGAUGUUUGAGUGAAGGUGUGUCCUGGGCGGCUAACACGUUUGCACAAAGAUGGUCAAGAGGAGAGAUUUCCACACAGGCAGAUGGUGCCAAUAUUUAACGGAACAUCCAGUUUCUUUUCUAAAUGUUUUCUUUAUACAGUUUGUUGUCCUGGGAUGAUGUCUGCCCGGCAGGUCGGUCUGCCCUGGUCCCCUCACUCGCUGUUCCCAUCAGACACGUAGGACUUUGCCUAUAGGAGGGACAUGCUUCCCCAUCUCCAGCUGAAACUGACAUCAAACGGACAUCUUCUAUUUCCUGGAGUAACGUGGUUCUUGUGGGUAGGAUACGCUCUCUUCUUGGCAGAGUGUCCUGUGGUGCUCUAAGCCUGAAAAGUCUAGCAAGUGACCAGAUCCACCUCCUCUGGCCUGUGGCUGCAGCAACCCUCAGUUCCAAAGUCUCUUCUCUCCCGGCUGAGAUUAAGGGAGGCCUGUCCCCUUUUGCAUACCGAGAACCAUCAGUAUAUCACUUCCUAAUUUCUAUCAGUGUAUUUCAUUCGUUUCAUACUGUUUUACUAAUCCUAAAGCUAAACAGAUUCGUUCAAAAGGAGACCAGUCUAUUUUUAAAGUACUUAGUAUAUAUGUAUGAGCUUUGCAUGGACGAACUCAAUAAGCACAUGACCCUUUCUCAUACAUUCAGAACCUGAACAUCUGUGUAAAAACAGGAUCCAUUUUUGAGAGAUGUGAAAGUACAGUUUAUUUGUAAUAAAUAAUUAUAUAACCUAUCAGUAUAUGCAUAUAUCUAUAUGCUGUGUUAAGUGGUAAUGAUACAUUACAGUCUGUGGGAGAUGGCUCCCUCUGUAAGGCACAAGACGUUCUCAGUGUAUGUAACGUUAGGUGUAGAUUCCGUAGAGAUGUCCCCACCCCGCAACGUUCUGUACCUCUCACACUACUGGCCCAGGCGGCAGUGUCUGACUAAUAAAAACCUUACCUGUUUUGUAUGGCACAGGGUGAUCAUCUCUGAGAGUCUUCACUGCGGCACCAACACUGGGGGAGGCCCCGUCCUGGGCAGGUUUUCUAUGGUGGCUAUUUGUGCUUGAGAGGAUUAGAGUGGAGACCCUGAAGGACUGCUGGGAGGGCAGGCCCACUAUGAGUGCUCAGGGUGGGGAGGAGAGCGGAGUGGCCACACACCUAUCUGGUGGGGCUAGAGGCUGGUCAGGCCUGGAACUGAGGGAGGCUGCUCCCCAGACCUCACCCCAGCCUUCGGUGUCCCUUCUCCCACCAGGCUGGCUGAGGGAAGGUAGUUUGUCCAACAAGGUCACAGGGCGCUGGUCUAGGCUGCUGCUCUCAGGGCAGUGUCCCCACAGUACCCAGAAGAGAGUGGAAAAUGGAGCAUUUGAGCACAGUUGGAAAGAGGAGUUAGUCGUCUUCUGCUCUGCAGGCUUUAUCACUGUAUUCCAUUGUACUGCGGGAGCUCACGGAGGAGAAGCCAUGAUGUAGCAUUCCUCAAACUCAGGCACUCGGCUCCUCUGGGCAUCAUUUUUAGCCCGGUGCUCCACCACACAUGCUGUGUGGACUACGUGGCAUCUCUGUUCUAGGCAGUAAUCCAACAUCUGGAGCUUCAGAGAGGCCGGGCUGAAGGGGUCAAGCCAAGGCGGAUCCAGCAGCACCUUCAGACAGCCCCUUAGUAUGGGCACAGAAUUGACCUUUACAUCUCCAGGGCAUUCACCCAUCCAAGGCCCAUGGCCCACUGGCACCCAGCUCAGAAAUUGCUCUUCUUUAGCUGGAGAAAGGUCUUCCAGGUCUAAUGGGUUCUGACCCUCAGAGAGCCACCUCAGGGCUAUUUUACUAGCCUAUUGUGAAAGAUAUCGAAGGUCUGCCUCAGUGCACAAUUUCCUCAAAAAUAAGGGCUAGCAGGUCGCUCUUUGGCUCAGAUCCUUCAGGGAGUGGAGGGUACACAGUUCUAAGCUUUGUGUCAGAGAUGAUUAAGGGACAGAAUACUCAGUAGUAAAAUACUUCUCCUCCCCCUCCUCAAGCAUACCUUAUUUUGUAUGAGAGACAGACACCCCCGCCAGUCUUCACACCAGAUCUACCCUCAGCUGGCCUGGCUCACAGGUGUACGUUCAUGCCUAGCAUGGACAGGGAGGCCCUGGCAUGGGAACCACAGGCCUCCCUAUGUGGGUCGUGGGACUGCUGCACCCGACUGCAACACAGCUGCACAGCAGCUUGGCUUUGUUCCGUGGUGACCCUGUGCCCACCCAGUGCUCCCCAAAAAUCACUUCCACCUGUCACACAAGAAAAGUUUAUUGAAAAAUAAAGUUCUCCCUAGUUUUCUCUACAACAGUGGAAAACAAAGCAGUGUUCUCUAUACUGGGACAGUACAUUUGGACAGCGACACCUUAUUGGCACAGUCCUGUGCUACUUACCCCAGAAGGGAACAGUAGAAAAUGGGUGGACCAGGAUCUGUUUGAAGACACAGAUGUGAACGGCCAUUAGCUUAAAGACAUCAAGGUGGUGACAGCAACUACGACAGAAGGGACAUCCAUCUCCUUUGGCAUCAAUUGUUACGCUAUCGUCUUGUUAAUACUUGGCCAGGACCGUGAGAGCACUUCCCAGCUUGCUCUGUGUCAGCGCUGGGAGACGUGGCAGCCUGCGCAGAGGUGCCUGACCCGCUGUCCCCGCAAGGUGUGUAGACCCGCGCACUGCAAAGCCUCCUAGCACCACUGCCCACCCCCGCCUUUCACACGGGGCUCCUUUCUUGUACCUCUGCCAGGCCUCACUAGCGGUGGGGCUGGGAAGAGAGUGAGGGCCAGUCUAAAGGCUCCGCAAACUCUGGGAUAGAGGGAGAGAUGCUUUAAGGAAGGUAAAAUUCCAAUCAUUACAGCCAUGGAAUUGUAAGACUGUUGAUUAAGCAGAAGAGAAUCCAAAGGAAUUUGAAAAGGCCACUGGACUCCAGCAAAUCUCCCCACAUUCCACAACUGCAGUCUCUCCAGAGCUAUGUCGAGACUGGGCAGCAGAUAAACUUUCAAUCCACCUAGGAAGCAAGAGGCUAAAUCCCCAACAGAAUAAAAAGCAAACUGAUAGGUGCUUUGGGAAAACAUCCUUAAGCCGGAGCAGCUUCUGGGGGCAGUUCUGAAAGAGGUCAAGACCUCUGCCCUGGGGGAAGGGGCAAGGGUGAGGGCGGG